Messenger RNA from Mytilinidion resinicola, 3413 nucleotides. Its product is annotated as DNA mismatch repair protein-like protein msh3. The transcript is spliced from 4 exons. Gene Ontology annotation, molecular function: ATP-dependent DNA damage sensor activity; ATP binding; mismatched DNA binding. Gene Ontology annotation, cellular component: nucleus. Gene Ontology annotation, biological process: mismatch repair; mitotic recombination. The record is from RefSeq and is a predicted model, not a curated record. Lineage: Eukaryota; Fungi; Ascomycota; Dothideomycetes; Mytilinidiales; Mytilinidiaceae. The coding region runs from base 24 to 3413 and encodes 1129 amino acids.
CCCAACGCCAGCGGUUCGCAAAGAUGGCCCCACCGAAAAGCUCAUCGCAGCCUACAUCGUCUCAGUCAAAGAAACAGCAAUCAAUAUCGAGCUUCUUCACCCCCAAAGCUUCUGCGACGCCCAAACCUACCACCGCCCCAAAGCCAUCGACCGUCUCUCCGCCGCCCGCCAACGAGUCGAGAAACGACGCGUCGACUGUGAGCUCCGACGAAGAUGAUGUUGUAAUACCACAAAAGAUCCCAUCUCGAAGGAAGCGGAUACCAAACGAGGAAGAUGAGGAGGAUCUGUCUCCUGCACCUAAGAAAUCACGACAGACUGUCACCGAUGAAUCUACGGGUGACCGGAAUUCGCUAGGCCAAACGUCCGCCGCGGGUCUUAAUGCAGCGAAACGACCUGAAGCCUUAGCUAGGACCUCCAAAUACAUAUUUUCUAGCUCUCCAGUUCAAGAUGAGAAUGAGGAAGAAGAUACCCUGGAAGAUCGGAAGCAUAAAGAAAAGCUACAUGAACGAUUUGUCAAGCGAUUGGGCAGGCCGGACAGCAUUGCGGAAAUCAAGCGGCGGAACAACUUCAUAUCAGAGGAGACAGAGGAGCGAGGGCAGGGGCCAGAGGGCGAAGACGAUGAGGAAGAAGAGGCGCCUCCGAAGCCUACGAAGGGAAAGAAGGGUGCUGCCGCAAAGAAGGCUGGCUCAAAGUUGACACCAAUGGAGACACAAUAUCUAGAAAUAAAAAACAAGCAUCUGGAUGCUAUCAUUGUCAUGGAGGUUGGAUACAAGUUUAAAUUCUUUGGAGAAGAUGCAAGAAUUGCCUCGAAGGAACUAGGCAUUGUCUGCAUUCCUGGAAAAUUCAGAUAUGAUGAACAUCCGUCCGAAGCUCAUAUCAACCGGUUUGCCUCUGCGAGUUUUCCCGUGCAUCGACUCCAGGUUCAUGUCAAACGACUUGUCAAGGCCAAUCACAAAGUUGGCGUUGUUCGUCAGAUCGAAACAGCAGCGCUGAAAGCAGCCGGAGAUAAUCGAAAUGCCCCAUUUGUGCGCAAACUCACGAAUCUCUAUACGAAAGGCACGUACGUUGAUGACGUAGAAACUCUGGAAGGACCCGAUACGGCAGCCGGUGCUGCAGCACCCACCACUGGAUACUUGCUAUGUCUCACGGAGAGUAAUGCCAAAGGAUGGGGUACUGACGAAAAGGUCCAAGUGGGCAUCAUUGCUGUUCAGCCUGCUACCGGCGAUAUCAUUUACGAUGACUUCGAAGAUGGCUUUAUGAGGAGUGAGAUUGAGACUCGACUCCUUCACAUUGCUCCGUGUGAGUUCUUGAUUGUAGGAGAUCUAUCAAAAGCCACGAACAAGCUCAUCCAACACCUUGCUGCAAGUAAGACGAACGUCUUCGGGGAUAGAGCCAGAGUCGAACGAGUUGAGAAACCGAAGACGAUGGCUGCGCAGUCUUACAGUCACAUUACCAAUUUCUACGCUGGUAAAGUGAGAGAAGGCGUUGACGCCAGUUCUGAUAGCAAAAGGGCCAUUCUCGACCAGUCCCAUCAGCUCUCCGAGCAUGUAACUAUAUGCCUCUCCGCAAUGAUCACUCACAUGAGUGAGUAUGGACUGGAGCACGUUUUUGAUCUCACAAAAUACUUCCAGCCGUUCAGCGCACGAUCACACAUGCUCCUUAACGGAAACACUCUGUCGAGUCUAGAGAUCUAUCAAAAUCAGACAGACCACACAGAGAAGGGUAGCUUAUUCUGGACCAUGGACAGGACGAGAACUCGAUUCGGACGCCGACUGCUCAGGAACUGGGUAGGCCGGCCACUGCUCGACAAAACCCGACUAGAACAGCGGAUCGAGGCCGUUGAAGAGCUGAAGGAUGGUGAAAACACCGUUCGCGUUGAUAAGUUGAAACAUCUCUUCAGAAAUAUCAAAGCCGAUCUUGAGAAAGUUCUGAUCCGCAUCUAUUACAAAAAGUGCACCCGAUCCGAGCUUCUUGGGACGCUUCAGAUACUUCAACGAAUCGCCAAUGAGUACGCGCAUGUGGACACUCCUGACAAGGCUGGAUUCUCAUCCGCUUUGAUCAAUGAUGCCAUUGCAAAUCUACCGAAGAUAUCUGAUGACGUUGUCAGCUUUCUAGAGAAGAUCAACCCGCAAGCAGCAAAGGAUGACGACAAGUACUCUUUCUUCCGCGAGGAACACGAAACAGAUGACAUAAUGGAACGUAAAAUGGGAAUUGCAGCCGUCGAGCACGAGCUUAACGAGCACCGCUCGGUAGCGGCCCCAAAGAUCAAGAAGGGAAAAGUUGACUAUGUUACAGUAUCCGGCAUUGAAUAUCUCAUCGAGGUCAAAAACAACGAGAUUAAGAACGUCCCUGCAUCGUGGGCUAAGAUCAGUGGAACUAAGGCAGUGUCUCGAUUUCACACUCCGGAAGUUGUCAAAAUGAUACGGGAGCGUGACCAACACAAGGAGGCCCUCGCUGCCGCCUGCGAUGCCGCCUUCCUCUCUCUCCUCGACGAGAUCGCAGCAAAGUACCAGACUCUCCGCGACUGCGUCCAUGCCCUCGCGACCCUGGACGCACUCCUCUCUCUCGCAGCACUUGCCUCGCAACCUGGCUACGUCAAGCCAUCCUUCACUUCCGAAAUUGAGCUUGACAUCGUCGGCGGACGGCAUCCAAUGGUAGAGCAACUCCUCCUAGACUCCUAUGUGCCGAAUCCGCUCUCUCUCCGUAACGACGGCACGCGCGCCCUGCUCAUCACGGGGCCUAACAUGGGUGGAAAGUCCUCCUACGUCCGCUCUGGCGCCCUCAUCGCCAUCAUGGGCCAGAUCGGCAGCUACGUCCCCGCCGAAUCUGCCAAGCUUGGCAUGCUCGAUGCCGUCUUCACGCGCAUGGGCGCCUUCGAUAACAUGCUCAAGGGCGAGAGCACCUUCAUGGUCGAGCUGUCUGAGACAGCGGAUAUCCUUAAGUCCGCCACCAAGCGUUCGCUCGUCAUUCUUGACGAGCUUGGACGUGGCACAAGCACGUUCGACGGCGUAGCUAUCGCGGAGGCGGUCCUGGACUAUGUUGUUAGAGACAUCCAGGCGUUGACGCUUUUCAUUACACAUUAUCAAAAUAUGAGCAGGAUCGAAGAACGCUUUGCGGGGGAGCUGAAGAAUGUGCAUGUUAAGUUUGAGGAGAGUGGAGAAGGCGGGAAGGAAGUCGUGUUUCUGUACGAGGUCGGCGAGGGUGUCGCGCAUCGGAGUUACGGGCUGAAUGUUGCGAGGCUGGCGAAGGUCCCAGAGGGAGUCUUGGAGGUCGCAGGGGUCAAGAGUCGGGAGCUGGAGGCUCGGAUGGGGGCUGAGAAGGUGGGAAAUAUGUCGCAGAUUGUUCAAGGUUUUAUGCAAAAUGGCGGAGAGGAGAGUCUGGAGAGACUUGUCAAGGGAAUUGAGCAGCUGUAA